Messenger RNA from Triticum dicoccoides, 2724 nucleotides. RefSeq lists its product as uncharacterized. Gene Ontology annotation, molecular function: zinc ion binding; nucleic acid binding. The record is from RefSeq and is a predicted model, not a curated record. Lineage: Eukaryota; Viridiplantae; Streptophyta; Magnoliopsida; Poales; Poaceae. The transcript is spliced from 4 exons. The coding region runs from base 1 to 2724 and encodes 907 amino acids.
AUGGUCUGCACGGUGGCCAGGUACCCGUCUGACAGGAUGGCGGCUUUCGCCUUCUCCUCCACCACGGCGGCCGCGGCCACGCCCGAUGAUGCACGAUGGAGAGUUCGAUUCGCAGCGGAUCUGGUGACCGCACGCCGCGUCACGCUCGACGACGGCGAGCUAUGGCUACACGGGGACGCCCUCCGGAUCGUGCUGCUCGACGCAAGGGGACACGCGGUGGAUGCUCGCUACCUUCGCCCUGGUGAGUGGAUCGAUAUCGGCGAUAUUGUUGCAUUUCCCUGCCACUUUGCUAGGGUUUGUGACAGAGCUCCGGCGAUCGGCGGAAAUUCCGGCGAGAACGCGCCGCCGCAUGGCCUGCUGUACGGGAGAGCGGUACACGGGAGCGGUCGUGCUGAUCGGGGCGCACACCGCCGAACACCACAUAUGACGGAUGGGCCCGGGAUCCUGGGGCGCGGACCGGUCCACCAUGGCGCGGAUGGGCGACACAUAGGCGAGAGCAGAUCCGACCGCCAUGAGAGCGGCGGAGUUAGGGUUUCUGGGGGCGCCGUGGGUAUAAAACGCACGGCAGCCACCCCUUCCUCCAUUUUGGAUCUCGACGAGGGGCUCGCUCACUUCUGGAGCGCUCUGCGUCUUGUCAGAUCUAGGGUUCGUCCAAAUUUCGAUUGGUGGGAGGGCAAAAUCCAUGGCGAUUUGCAUUCCUUUGCCCAAGUAGUUGCAUCUCGAUCCCCCACAAACACUCCUGCUAGAGCCAGAGAGAAACCACCGGAUAGAUUGCUCGCGAAUCCUGUUGCUAGAUCCAAAGAGAAGUCUCCUGUUAGGAUGAGAGGGGAUGGGUUUGGUGCGGGCCGCCAGGGGCGUGGCGCCGGGCGUUUCGACCGUGUUCGCGGCCGUGGAUUCGAUUCCCACGUCUGGAAGCGCAAGACGGAGAUGGGGAGCUCCUCCACCACCAACGACAAGUGGGAAGAGGCGGCCGACAACCUGCAGGACACUCAGGAGCCGGUGGCGACCGGAGGGCAACAGGCAGCUCUCCCCCACCGUCAAGAGAUCCAAGGUGGGGGCUCCAGAAGUGAGAAAGAUCACCACACCAUCGACAAGAACAAUCCUACUGCUGGUAACCGCGAGUACUCCUCCUCUGGCACUGUUGUUCCUCCUAGUGAUGCUUGUCAGAUCUGCCAUUUGCUUGGGCACUUUACUGUUAGAUGCCCUCAGGCGUUCUGUGAGAGAUGUAAAAAGAGGGGUCAUCUGUCUUUUGUCUGCAAUGAGUUCUUCCCUUGGGAUCACACACCUGUGAUGUGUGCAUUUCAAACUAAGGGUCAGGGUUUCUUUUACAUCCCUGAUUUUAGUGUGGAUAGACAGAACAGGGAUAAUAUUUUCAAUAUUGUUGUCACCAUUACUGAUGGCUCGGCUUUGACCAAGGAUAUUGAACACGAGCUGAGCGUGUAUGUUGGUCAGGGGUGGCGUUGCUCUGCUAGAUUCUUUGCUCCACAAAAAUUCUUUAUGAGAAUGCCGAACCCUAGAGAGGUUGAGAGAGCUCUUUUUGUUGAACAUAUUAAGCUGAAAAAGUGUGGGGUUAGUGUUAAAUUCUCUCCUUGGUCUGAAGAUAUUGAUUCUGAGGGACUGCUUGAAAUUGCCUGGGUCAAGAUUGGAAAAAUUCCAUCUAACAAGAGAUGUGAUAAGACUAUAGCUUAUGUGGGAGCAUUAGUUGGGAUUACUCUGGAAGUUGAUAUGUCAACUAUAAAUCGCCCCUCUUCUGUCAGAGCUAAGAUUGGGUGUAGGUCGAUAGCUCAGCUUCCUGCCACUGCUGAAGGAGUGCUGGCAGGACGUUUCUACAGGUUUACUUAUGAGGUUGAGGAGGUUUUGGGUGGCAAGGCCUGUCGCCUGCUAUACGAUGACAAUGAGGGGUCUCCUUCUACUGAAAGUGAUGGGGAUAAUUCCCUGCUUAUUGAAACAAUGCAGAGAGAGAUUGAGGAGAAAAUGAGGGAAGGGGAGGUUGAUUCUUCCCGCUGGAUUGUUCCCAGGAAUCCUGAUAUCAUGGAGAAUGCUGCGCAAGAUAUUCAGAUUGUGGAGGUAACUGGUGAGGUGGAUCCUGGGAUGAAGACUUCAUGCAGUUAUGUGGUACAACUCCCAUCUCCUGAAAGCAUUGAAGAGAUCAUUCUCACUCCCCCACUAGCACCUGAAGCCCCACUGAGGUUCAGCAAGCGUAACAUCUCUGGAAUGCAGGACAAGGUGGAGGACAGGGCUAAGAAAAUGGCCAGCAAGAAAAACCUGGAAGGUAACAAUGCCCCUACUUUCAAGAAUUCUUUUGAUGCACUUUCCAAUGAUGAGUUGAUUAGUAGAGCAAAUUUGAUAGGGGUGGAAAUACCCAAUGACGAUUUUGCUGUCGUUGACAUUAUUAGAGAGCUUGAGUGUGCCCGGAAAGAAUUAAAUGACAAAAACACAAUUAAUAAUACUGAUAAUGAGCAAGAUGUUUUGAUUGUAACAAAUGCUUUGGGUAAGGAAACUCCUGUGAGCUUAGAUUGGCUAGACCAGGAAGAACACAUUUAUGAGCGUAUCUCUUCUGCUAAGCCUAAAAAGAAAAAACAGAGUAAAUCCAAUGUUAAGAUCCCUAGGCCUGUGACUAGGAGUCAGAAAAGGGAGAGUACUGAGGAGGAUUUAAAAUGUAACCCUGCCCCGUCUCCUGGUAGGGUUACUCGGACCAAAUUCCACAAAAAACGUUCCAAAUGA